CUGCAAAAAUACGGGCAGCUGUUUGUGUCGGAGGUGCGGGCCUUUCUGUGCGAGAACCGUCUGGUGCAUUUACUGCGAGAAGAAGAAAAACCCAACUCCCCCCCAGGGGCCUCUGCCAGCAGUUUGCCUUCAGCCAGCGCAGCUGCAGAAGAGGAGUUCAUUUGUGUAGGGGGGCCCCCCGGGAUCCCCGAGGGGCCCCCUCCCCGGGGCCCCCCCGGGGGGGCCCCCAUGGGGCCCCCCGGCUGUGCCCUGUCGCAGCAGCCCUUAAACCCACCCAGCACUCAGUUUUGUUUCUCUCAAAGUAUGUACUUCAUGAGGGGCCCCCAGCCCCAGCCGGGGCCCCCAACAGGCCAGGGCGCCCCCUGGGGGGCCCCCCAAGGGCCCUCACCUGCGGGCCCCGGGGGCCCCCAGGGGCCCCCGGGGGCCCCCCAGGAGGGUACUGGCCUGCGGGGCCUGGGGGUGGUGGAAAGGAGGCCCCAGAUCUUUGGGAUCCUGAAGACUUGGAAUGUUUAG
Eimeria tenella is the source of this 513-nucleotide messenger RNA. RefSeq lists its product as uncharacterized. The transcript is spliced from 4 exons. Lineage: Eukaryota; Apicomplexa; Conoidasida; Eucoccidiorida; Eimeriidae. The record is from RefSeq and is a predicted model, not a curated record.